Molecule: messenger RNA, 4090 nt
Organism: Saccostrea echinata
Lineage: Eukaryota; Metazoa; Mollusca; Bivalvia; Ostreida; Ostreidae
Product: ligand of Numb protein X 2-like
Exons: 16
Coding region: 166-2034 (622 amino acids)
Molecular function (GO): zinc ion binding; protein binding
Source: RefSeq, a predicted model, not a curated record
AGACCACCGUUUAAGAAUUUCAUGAAAAAUAUUAAAAAUGAAGAUGUAGCAAAGAAAACUUAGGAACCCAAGCCUGGAGAUGAUCAGAUUGAAAUUAACGAUAAACAGAGAUACUUAAGUCACAAAACAUGCCCCUGCCAUGAGUUGAUCAGACAGGGAGUUGUGAUGGCAGGCUGUGAUGCUCCAGGUGCUUGCUAUCAUGACUAUGCUAACGACACAGCUUUGUCUCUGUCACUCAAACAGUUCCAGCUGUCCAAAAAUAUCGUAUGUCAGAAGUGUGGACAGUUUCAUGAGCCGUACGGGACUCAUCUUUAUGACUACCACCAAGCUGUAGAUGAAGAUCUCAUGUGUCAAAUCUGCCUUCAGCCAUUGGUAAAUCCUCUGGACACUAAAUGUGGCCAUACUUACUGCUCAAGGUGCUUGAAGAACUACCUCAAAAUCCAGCGACAGUGUCCUGUGGACAGACAGCCCCUGGCUGUUCAUGAUGUACAGUCAUCCAGUAUUCUAGUACGACGGUUACUGGACAAGUUGUUGGUGGUGUGUCCCAAUGUGGAUUACUGUGAGGAGGUCCUGCCCAGGUGUGAGCUGGAGGCUCACCUCCUCCACAGGUGCCGAGGUGCCGUCACUAAGUGUAUAAAGGCAACGCUGGGCUGUACCUUCCAGGGCCCCAGAAGUGCCCUUCAAAGCCAUCUAUGGGAGUGUCAAUUCAGAGACCAAGAUGGAGGAAAGAACCCAGUCCUGGAUGGAGAGGUGUCAACUAUUGAAAUCCAGCGGAGUCAGGCAGACCUUGGCAUCAGUAUUGUAGGAGGAAAUGAUACUCCUUUGGGGUGCAUUGUUAUACAGGAAGUAUUUCCAGAUGGGGUCAUUGCUAAGGAUGGACGUCUAAUGCCUGGGGACCAGAUUCUAGAGGUAAAUGGUGAGGAUCUGACCCAGGCUUCACACUACAAAGCUCAGCAGCUACUGGGACAUUACUACCCUGUAUGUCGCCUCACUCUUUACAGAGAAAAGGCUGAGGAAAAUCGACCAAUAGAAAAAGAAGAAAUAUUGAAGAUAACAUUGAACAAAGUCAAAGGGAAGCAACUUGGGAUUAAACUUGUUGGGAAAAGGAUUGGUCCGGGGGUGUAUAUCCUAAAUCUAGUUCCAGAGAGCCUUGCAGCAUUAGACGGCAGAUUAAGACCCGAUGACAGAGUGUUAGAGAUAAAUGGUGUAGAUGUAUCAUACGGUACACAAGAUCAGGCAGCUCAGGUUAUUCAGACAAGUGAAGACAGAGUCCAGUUUGUGAUAUCUCGGUGCAGUCGUCCUCAGACACCUGAUCUCAUUAGAUCUACUGCAGAUAAUACUGUUGUUCAUCCUAAUUAUGAAAACCAUUCACCAUACAGUAGUCUGAGUGGACAGCAAGGGGAGAAACUUGUCACUGUGUCCAAGGAUGCUCAGGAAUCUCUGGGAAUCAGUGUAGCAGGGGGAGUUGACAGUCCCCGGGGAGAUACCCCCAUCUACAUCACAAACAUCAACAUCACAGGAUGUCUGGGCAAAACCAAACAGGUCAAGAAAGGAGACAUUUUGUUGUCUAUAAAUGGAAAGAGUUUGCUUGGGUUGAGUCAUAACCAAGCAGUUAAUCUGGUGAAACUAAACACAGAGGCAAAGGUGGUCUGUCUGAAGGUCAUUGAGGGGUCAGAAACCUCAUAUGGACAGGGAAACUUCACACCUACGUGGCUGUUUUGGCAGAAAGUUCCAAGCAUCUGUCAAACCAUUAAGACUGUGACAUUACUGAGGAGUCCCAGUGGAAGCCUGGGAUUCUCAUUGGUUGGAGGGUCAGAUAAGGACACAGGACCAUCUGUACCUGUCCAUGUUAAGUCUGUUGUCAUGGAAACACCAGCAGCCAAAGAUGGCAGAUUAAAAUGUGGUGAUAUUCUUUUGAGUGUUAACCAGCAUUCCUUAGUGAACAUAACACAUUCCAGGGCUGUGGAUCUCCUCAAACAAGCUGAUGGUGCUGUUACAUUGACUGUUGUGUCAUGGCCAGGUACCAUUGUCUGACACAGACGCAUUUUGUAACACAAAAUCUCAUUAGUCAAUUAGCAUCCAAUAACAACAUUUAUUGUGCUGUACAUCAACGAAGGACAAAAAAAUCUCAUUGGUUGAUAAAAAAUGACAAAAAAUCACUGAUUUAUGCAAUUUGGUACAGAAAAUCUUAUUGGGUAUUGCAGCGCCUUAUAGGUGUAAUGCUGCUAUAUAAGACUGACCUUUGGUUUAGAAAUGGAUGACAUCUUGUGUAUAUUGAAGUAGUAUUAACUUUCAAAGUUUUUGAUUGGAUGACAUUCAUUGGAUGAGAUAUGAUGCUUCACUACUAGUAAUUACUUUAAUUAAUUAAUCUCUGUGAUUAGAUUCAUUUGUCAGGACUCUUCUAUGACAGAGUGAUUCAAGUUUAAUGUUUUAUGAAGAUUUUCAUAUUAAUGUUUGAUGAUAUUUUAUAAUGAUGAACAUUUGUUUAUACAUGAAUAUAUGUAUCAGCACAACCUUCAAAAGGAAAUGUUUAAUUUGAUGUCUGUUGUGUUUCCAGAAAGUUUAUCUUUGUUCUGGAUGAAAUAUAAAAGUUACUAUGAUCAUUCCAUUUUUGAAGUUACUGCAUUAAAAACGCUGCAUUACUCAAGUUUAGUGCAGGAAUUCUGUUGUCUUGUAUAGCCUCUCUGGGUCCAAAGCUCAAUGUCUCUACUCAGACACUACUCUUCUGUGGUGGUCUGUCUAUGGAUUCUGUGUCAUCUGUAAACUUGUCACAUUUCUUACUUUUCCAGACCCCCACACAAAAUUUCUACCAAAACUUGCCAGAAAGCAUCCUUAAAUGAAGGGGAUUCAAGGUCAUUCAAAUUAAGAACUAUGUUCUCUCAUUCAAAGGGAGGUAAUCUUCUUCUUAACGAAAGCAUGAUAUUCUGAAAUGAAAGCAUCCUAUAAUAGCUAUAGUGUAUAUUAUUUUUAAAUCACAGUGCCCAGGAAUAGGCAGGGGCCAUAACUAAGGAACAUUUGUUUAUUUAGUAAGAAAUGAAAAUAUAAUUCAUUUUUUUUUCCUGAAAGAAGAGAAUGGUGAUGACUCAGACGAGUAUUGUGACCCAUGGUCUUUUUUCCCCCCCAAUAUAUGAUGUAUCUUUUAAGUCUUUAAUAAGAUUUUGAUAAAUCAUGUUUGUAAUUUUAAUUUCAAGUUUUAAAUUAGCAAGAUAUCAACAUUUUCAAAAUGGUAUUUUGUACAAGAUGUUAAUGACCAGAAUCUGUCUGGUCGUCUUGAACCUUGGCACAAUCUUGGCACAAUAUUUAUGCAAUGUUCACUGUUCAUUAUUCUAGUCAUCUUACAUCACCAGUCAUUCUAUUGUUUGAUUUCUCUGUCUUCUUGAAAAUGUCAGAAGAUUUACAAAAUAGUGGAGCUACCAGAUCUCAAACAUUCACUGCUACCUGAUUUAAUGUGUAAUUAGAUCAAAAUUUAGUCUUCUUUGUGUACUGUCUGACUUGGCUAUAAACACUGUACAUGUAAAUCUUAUUAAUUUGAAAAAUCAAUAUAUAACACAAGAACUGUAAAAGAGAAAUUCCAAACAUUUCACAUUGGUUACUUAUUCAACAAAGAUAUGUGAUAUUGUUUGCCUCGGGUAGAAGACAUCAAGAGUAUAUAAUUGUUUUACUGCCUGUAUCACAUUCCUCUUUAUAAAGACAUUCAUCAUUCAUAAUGAAUACAACGUAAAUAAAGGAUAUUUUUAUACACACAUUUUCUUUUAUUACUAAAAAUAUUUAUAAAUAUGAUUUCAUGGAUUUAUUUGAAUUUCUUUGUGAGAAAGAUUUUUUUAUUUGUUUAGGUUUUUUUUACAACAGUUUUUUUUAUGAUUUAUAAUGAAGGUUUUAGCUUUCACAAUUGUACAACAUUCCUGUGUUUUAUCUGUCACUACCACAAACUGUAGUUCGAAGCAGGCACAGAUUUUUCUUUUGAUCUCUAAAUGACUAGUUUAAGUAAAUGUUAAGUCCACUCUACUUGUAAAGGUCAUUUAUUGUUUUAUGAGAUGUUAAUGAAAUGAUUGCAUAUUGCCAUUAAAACUUGUAACUUUUUGCUCUUCAA